AAAUAGGGGCACAAAAGUUAGGCACAAAACCCUACCCAAAGAAGUAGAGAGAGAAAAGGACAAGAGAGAGAGAGAAAAAGAGAAAUAAAGAGUCUCUCGCUCCCCCACGUUGAUGCCUGCGCCUUUCACGGGCCUUUCUCUAUCAUUCAAUUAAUCCUCUCUCUCUCUCAAUGGACUUUUGUCUUCUCACUGCCCUGAUGCCAAAACCAAACAUUUUGGGCCAGGCAGCAUGGGUGGUAUCCUAGGCAAGUGCCAUGGCAAGGAGGGGCGAGCACAAGUCCAGGCAUUGAACAGAAGGAUAGAUGAACUCGAGGCUAAGCUCAGGCAAGUCACCUACAAGAGAGCCUGUGAAAAGAGGGCCCAAGUUCGCAGAGAAGCGGCUUGGUCACGGGAGCGGGCGCAAAUGCAAGAGCAAUUGGACGCGCUCUCGGAGUGCUGGGCGUGGUGUCGAGAGGGGGAGGGAGAGGGAGAAGGGGUGGUUGGUGUGAAGGUGAUGGCUGGGAUGAUGAGGGAGGAGCAGGCUAGACACGACGAGGCGGUGGAGAGAUGGAAGCGUCUGUAUCUCGCGAUCAAGUCGGAGCUCGACCACCUCGUCCAGAGGGCCGCGGCCACCAGUGCAAUUGUGCCUACACCAACAGUGUCCCCUAAAAAGGAAGGAUGGUGCAUGAGCGGGAAGGAGAUAGAGAGAAUGGAAAUGGAAUUGAAGUGCAAGGAUGAGUUGAUAGAAGGACUGAGGGCAAGCCUACGGAGCUCGGAGAGGGAGGUCGAUAUCUUGAAGCAGAGCCUUCGCAUCCUCACCAAUAGCUCCAAUUCCAAACCGGUCCUAAAGGUCCUCCCUCAUUCUCUUUUGAUGGGGAGUUGCACCUUUUAGCAAUAUAUAAAUACCGGUUUCACCACUCUCAGUGUUUCUUACUCCAAUAGGUCUUGUGGCUCCAUCCUCUUAUAUUUAAAUACUUCGAUAAAUAUUUUGUAUGAACACCUUAGCUUAAAUUAUUUAUUUAUCUGCUUGCC
Molecule: messenger RNA, 1011 nt
Organism: Amborella trichopoda
Lineage: Eukaryota; Viridiplantae; Streptophyta; Magnoliopsida; Amborellales; Amborellaceae
Source: RefSeq, a predicted model, not a curated record